AUGAGACUCUUCUCGCUCCUACCACCAGCGCUCCUCGUAGCGGCCGCCUACGCCAGCGAGGACACCUCCUCCUCCCCAGCAGCCGACGAACCCACGCCCGUAGGCGCCCUCUGGACCGCCCAGUGGGACGCCACAACCCUCUCACCCUACACACAGCACUGCCACUCCAAAAACACCUACAACGCCAAAAUCUACAAACUCAACGAACUCUACCCCGACCUAAAAGACGCCGCCCCCCAACUAAAAGUUUUCUACAACAAGCAACUCUACGCGGGGUCUUGGGGCGGCAUCGACGUGCACGGCACCGGCCGCGAACUCAUACAGAUGAACAUGGCAGACAUGCCGUAUAAAUGUGCAGGAUGA
This is a messenger RNA of Alternaria conjuncta, 363 nucleotides long. RefSeq lists its product as uncharacterized. NCBI's taxonomy places the organism in Eukaryota, Fungi, Ascomycota, Dothideomycetes, Pleosporales, Pleosporaceae. Bases 1 to 363 code for a protein of 120 amino acids. The transcript is spliced from 2 exons. The record is from RefSeq and is a predicted model, not a curated record.